UCACUGCAGCAGAUGGGCUCCGAUGGUCUACCAUUGGAUCCGCGCGACUGGACACGCGCCGAUGUCUGGAAAUGGCUAAUCAAUAUGGCGGUAUCCGAAGGUUUGGAAGUGACGCCUGAACUGCCUCAAAAAUUUCCCAUGAACGGCAAGGCGUUGUGCCUAAUGAGCCUCGAUAUGUAUCUGUGUCGUGUGCCGGUUGGCGGUAAAAUGCUGUAUCGUGAUUUUCGCGUACGAUUGGCGCGUGCCAUGGCGUUGCUGUCCUAGACGAUAGACUUAGAUAGAUACAUAGAUGCAGACAUAAGGAUAUAAAGAAAUAAGUAGUUAGUUAACUGUUUUUUUUUUGUAAAUUACUAAAUAAAUAUGUAAAGAAGUAAAUAUUAAAAUUUUAGAUACAUACAUACAUACAUAUGUAUGUAUUUAAGUAAGCCAGUAAGCUGCGAAAAUUCAUUAAUUUCGUAUGAAAAAUUAAUUAUUUAAACAAAUUCACUGUCCUAUUAGUUUUAUAAGCAUUUAAAAGUUAAUUCAUUAUUUCAAAUUGAUACUACACAAAUAAUUGUUUUUUAUUUUAUAUAUUGUUAUACGCAUUGAAUCCAAAUUCAAUGAAGAGUAUUGUAAAUUAGAAAAUUUUAAAUAUACAAAUGUA
Molecule: messenger RNA, 643 nt
Organism: Rhagoletis pomonella (apple maggot)
Lineage: Eukaryota; Metazoa; Arthropoda; Insecta; Diptera; Tephritidae
Gene: edl
Product: ETS homologous factor
Molecular function (GO): sequence-specific DNA binding
Source: RefSeq, a predicted model, not a curated record